GAUUGCUUGCGGCAUUAACAACUGAGACGCAAUUUCUCACUUCAACCGAAGCCUAGAAAGACAAAUAUGCAAUGAUCCAAAAAUAGCACGUUAGGCCUGAGAUUUUUUUCCCAUUCCCACGAAGUUUGGCAAACAGAAGAUGGCGCAAACACCAUCACAUGUCCUCUACUCCUCCAUUUAGAAUUUGUUGCACUCUCUGCACAAUCUGCCACCCUUUUUUCUCUUUAUUAUUUGGUCCUCUCUGUUGCAAAAAUUUCGUCCACUCAUUUCACCUAACCCUAAAAAAAACUCCAAAAGUCCCGGUGAAACCAAAGUGAUUAAAAAGAUUUUUUGUUUCCCUCUUUUGAAGUGCGAUUAUUGGUAGCUGUUAGUUGUUGUUAUUGGAAUUAUGGGGUGAAGAAUUUUGUGUUGAUUGGGUGUCUAUCAUCAAUUAAAGUAUGAUGGAGUGGGAUAGUAACUCGGAGUCUGAUUUGAUGGAAGGAGAAGAAGAUGAAGAAGAAGGAUUGGGGUUUUUGUUGAGGAAGAGCGGCGGAGAGGAAGGUGGGACGCAUCCUUUUCCGGUGGACAAGCUUCUGCAGCCGGCGCCUUGUGGGUUUGUUGUAACGGAUGCUUUGGAACCGGACCAUCCCAUUAUUUACGUUAAUUCUGUGUUUGAGAUGGUUACUGGGUACCGUGCAGAAGAAGUUCUUGGUCGCAACUGUCGCUUCUUGCAAUGCAGGGGCCCAUUUGCUAAGAGAAGGCAUCCACUGGUGGACCCAAUUGUAGUCUCUGAAAUGAGAAGAUGCCUGAUGGAAGGUGUUGAAUUUCAAGCUGAAUUGUUAAAUUUUAGAAAAGAUGGAUCCCCGUUAAUGAAUAGGCUGCGCAUGACCCCAAUAUAUGGUGAUGACGAGACAAUAACCCAUAUAAUUGGCAUACAGUUCUUUACGGAAGCAAAUCUUGAUCUGGGUCAACUUCCAGGAUCUUCAGCAAAGGAGACUUCUAGAAUAUCUGAAAGGUUUAAAUUUAGUCCUUCUCCUUGUGUACUAGUUACAGACGGGAAGCGAAAUAUCAGUGGCGGGGUUUGUGGACUAAUGCAGUUAAGUGAUGAAGUCCUCUCUAUGAAGAUUCUUUCUCGGCUGACUCCUAGAGAUAUUGCAUCUCUUGGCUCUGUUUCUCGGCGAUUGUAUGAGCUGACUAAGAAUGAGGAUCUCUGGCGAAUGGUCUGCCAAAAUGCAUGGGGCAGUGAAACAACUCGAGUGUUAGAAACAGUGCCAGGUGCUAAACUCUUAGGGUGGGGUAGAUUGGCGAGGGAACUUACCACUUUAGAAGCAGCAGCAUGGAGAAAGCUAACAGUGGGAGGUGUUGUUGAACCCUCUCGUUGCAACUUCAGUGCAUGUGCUGUUGGUAAUCGUGUGGUUCUUUUUGGUGGGGAGGGUGUCAACAUGCAACCCUUGAAUGAUACCUUUGUGCUGGACCUGAACUCGAGCAAUCCGGAGUGGCAACAUGUCAAAGUAAGCUCUCCUCCUCCUGGGCGCUGGGGCCAUACACUUUCUUGUGUGAAUGGGUCCCAUCUUGUUCUGUUCGGGGGCUGUGGGAGACAAGGUUUACUUAAUGACGUCUUUGUGUUGGAUUUGGACGCUACGCAUCCUACUUGGCGUGAAAUCUCCAGCUUGGCUCCUCCACUCCCUAGAUCUUGGCAUAGCUCCUGCACACUGGAUGGAAGCAAGCUGAUAGUCUCCGGUGGUUGUGCAGAUUCUGGAGUGCUUCUUAGCGACACUUUUUCACUUGAUCUUUCUAUGGAGAAACCAGUGUGGCGAGAGAUACCAGUAGCAUGGACUCCACCUUCACGUUUAGGACAUACAUUGUCAGUUUAUGGUGGGAGGAAAAUCUUGAUGUUCGGGGGUCUUGCGAAGAGUGGUCCUCUUCGGUUUCGAUCAAGUGAUGUAUUCACCAUGGAUCUGAGCGAGGAGGAACCAUGUUGGAGAUGUGUAACGGGGAGUGGUAUGCCUGGUGCUGGAAAUCCUGGAGGUAUAGCUCCUCCUCCCCGGCUUGAUCAUGUGGCGGUGAGCCUCCCAGGUGGCAGAAUCCUCAUAUUUGGUGGUUCUGUGGCCGGUCUUCACUCUGCAUCUCAGCUCUAUAUACUCGAUCCAACUGAAGAGAAACCGACAUGGAGGAUUCUGAAUGUACCUGGGCAGCCUCCAAGAUUUGCUUGGGGACACAGUACAUGUGUUGUUGGAGGUACUCGAGCCAUAGUCCUUGGAGGUCAAACCGGGGAAGAAUGGAUGCUAAGUGAGCUUCAUGAACUAUCUUUAACAAGCUCCACGAUAUGAGGAAAAUGAAAGUUCAGGUGUUUUUUCCGCAGCAAGCCAUCUUUUAGGCUCCAUUACAAUGUCUCUUCUUCAUUUGCUAGAAAUGCUCGUUGAGUAUUGGUGUUGUCGAUUGCGGUGCUUCAGCCAAUCGCUGAAAUUGAUUCAUUUUCUCGUUGUAAGGCUAGUGGGAACACUUAGAGCCAACGACACGAACCGGGCUUGAUUUUAUGAUUUUGUAUCAAAAUGUGCAAUGUAAAAUGCUGCCACCUUGCAUCAUUUGCUGUCUCUAGGAUGCUAAUACUUGGUAGGGUUGUAGGACAAUAUCAUACACGUAGGUUUAGUUUCCAAUAUAUAUUGUCACUGUGUUGUGCUUUCUGUAAGUUGAAACACAAAAAAUAUUAAAAAAAAAAGAA
Messenger RNA from Olea europaea var. sylvestris, 2701 nucleotides. RefSeq names its product adagio protein 1-like. The record is from RefSeq and is a predicted model, not a curated record. Gene Ontology annotation, cellular component: nucleus; SCF ubiquitin ligase complex; cytosol. NCBI's taxonomy places the organism in Eukaryota, Viridiplantae, Streptophyta, Magnoliopsida, Lamiales, Oleaceae. The coding region runs from base 438 to 2309 and encodes 623 amino acids. Gene Ontology annotation, biological process: circadian rhythm; response to blue light. Gene Ontology annotation, molecular function: protein binding. The transcript has 2 exons.